This is a messenger RNA of Coffea eugenioides, 1690 nucleotides long. Its product is annotated as pseudouridine-5'-phosphate glycosidase. Gene Ontology annotation, molecular function: pseudouridylate synthase activity. The record is from RefSeq and is a predicted model, not a curated record. Bases 86 to 1108 code for a protein of 340 amino acids. NCBI's taxonomy places the organism in Eukaryota, Viridiplantae, Streptophyta, Magnoliopsida, Gentianales, Rubiaceae. The transcript has 13 exons.
UAAAAUCCAUACAGUCAAAGCCUGGUAGAAACUCUCAAGUCGUCCUCCUCAACAAAAAUUUUCUUGGCUACUGCUCCAACAAACCAUGCAAUCAUCUGCUCUUUCUCGGUUAUCAAACCUCAACAACCAUAUCAAUCCCACCAAAAAGGGCGGGAGUGAAGAUGGUUUUGGUGGGCUAAUUAAGAUAUCUCCUGAAGUUUCUGAAGCUUUAUCACUUGGUAAAGCAGUUGUUGCUCUUGAAUCCACUAUAAUUUCUCAUGGAAUGCCCUAUCCCCGCAAUUUAGAGGUAGCCAAAGAGGUAGAGGCUGUUGUAAGGGAUAAUGGAGCUGUGCCUGCCACAAUUGCAAUUUUGGAUGGAACCCCAUUCGUAGGUUUAAGUUCAGAACAACUUGAGAUGCUGGCUAAACUGGGAAAGAAAGUUCGUAAGACAGCUCAUAGGGAUAUUGCACAUGUGGUCGCUACACGCGGUAAUGGUGCUACUACUGUAUCUGCAACCAUGAUAUUUGCAUCUAUGGUAGGCAUUCCAAUAUUUGUUACUGGGGGUAUUGGAGGAGUGCACAGGCAUGGAGAAAAUACGAUGGAUAUAUCUUCAGAUCUUACUGAGCUUGGAAGGACUCCAGUAGCAGUAAUCUCUGCUGGUGUAAAGUCAAUAUUAGAUAUUCCAAGGACAAUUGAGUAUCUGGAAACUCAGGGAGUGUGUGUUGCAGCUUAUGGGACUGAUGAAUUCCCUGCCUUCUUCACAGAAAGCAGUGGCUGUAAGGCACCUUGCCGAGUUGAUACUCCUGAAGAUUGUGCUUGUGUAAUUGAUGCAAAUACAAAACUGAAUCUAAAGACAGGAAUUUUGAUAGCUGUCCCUAUUCCACGAGAACACUCAGCUUCAGGAAACCUGAUUGAGUCUGCAAUCCAAAGGGCUAUUCAAGAAGCAAGGGAGAAGAGCAUAAUUGGAAACGCUGAAACUCCAUUCUUGCUUGCUAGAGUAAAUGAGCUAACUGGAGGAGCGUCUCUUGCUGCCAAUAUUGCACUUGUAAAAAAUAAUGCGAGCAUUGGUGCUAGGGUUGCAGUUGCCCUUGCCCGUCUUCGUGAAUGUAGCUCUAAAGAUGAUGAAUAAUGGGUUGAUGCUAAAUGCUGCCUCAGUUGGACCAUACAGUUAACACUGUCAAUGGCAGAAAACUUUUCUUUCUUGUUCGAAUCUACUGAGGAAAAAGUUUUGGUGUUCCAUUAGAAGAAUGUUUUCAACUGGCAUGAAGGUUUUGUGUAGAUGCUCCAUUAGCAUAUCUUGAAUAUUUAGAUGCACACCAUAUGCUGCACGUCCAAAUGCUCAACAUCCAUACAGUUGAGCUAGGGUUGCUAAACAAAAAGGUGAGACAGUUUGUCCUUGAUGCUCCAUUGACAAUUUGACAUUGAAUUUCACUCUAAAGAGAGGGAAAAAAAAAGUUUGACUGUAAUUCUUACCAUGUACUCUGUGCUGAUAAAACCUGUGUACUAUAUAUCAGCUCUUAGUAUUAUCUCUGUCACUAUGGUGUUAUGGUAAUACAGAUAUUUUGGUGAAAAGCUUAGUGAAGUAUAUUGGUGCAACAUUAAGGUUCUCUUUGGUUAUGUGAAGGGUAUUCUUUGUCACUAGAUUUGUUAUUCAUCAAAUCUGGUGGAAGAUGAUUUAGAAUCUUAGAUUAUAAGAGUAUUUGUUUACCAA